AUCAUCCAUCGUCUGCUGAUCUUGAAGUUUAUUUCAAGCAAAACGCCCAAAUUUAAUAUUACUAAACAAAAUCAAGAAUAUUUCCCACUUUUUACCUGACAGUAUUAGACACUUGUAGCGCAGUGAUUUUGUCACUAGCGUUUUGGAUUUUUAGAUCUUGCUUCAAUGAAACCGCGUUUAUACAGUUGAUGAUUCGAGGAAACUCUUGAAGUCGUCAAAUACAAGGGGAAAAGGUAAGAUGUCAUCUGUUGAUUUUGUGGUCGAGAUGCUUAAAUCUAGUAAUAACUCUUCUAGAUUCAUCUGGGGUUUUUCUCCUGUUGCUUUGAUUGUACUGAGAUAGAUUAAUUGCACCGAAGGUGUUUGAUGAUUUGUCUCUGAGAAUGUAUUUUGCGUUCAAGACUUAAAGUGAUGAACUUGAGACCUAGAGAGUUCAACAUUUUGGGAUUUGAGCGGAUUUAUGUAUGAGAAAUUUGUUGAUUACAGAGAUUAGAUUGUCUAUUGUUGCUUGCUUUCGUGUUGUAUUUGAUUUUGAUAUUAUGAAUGGCAAGCUUAUCACCGUCGCCAAACUCUCCACCAGUCACCGUUACUCCAUUGCCGCCGCCAGCACCUAACUCUAGUCCACCUUCUACUUCAUCCCCACCGUCUCAAUCGCCUCCUCCUACACCAACCACCCAAUCUCCACCCCCUUCAACGUCAUCCCCUCCUCCAUCAUCACCACCGCCGACAUCACCUCCUCCGCCAGUUAUUUCCCCACCUCCAUCAACACCGCCGACCAUGUCUGCUCCUCCACCUGUUUCAACCAGUCCACCGCCCAAUCCUCCACCGCCAUCCUCACCUACUCCACCGACCAAUUCUUCACCUCCACCUGCCUCUCCUCCACCUCCGGCAGCCUCUCCUCCACCUCCAGCAACCUCUCCGCCACCAACCAAUCCUCCACCUUCAACAACUUCUCCUCCACCGACCAAUCCUCCACCUUCAACAACCUCUCCUCCACCUCCAGCAACCUCUCCUCCACCGACCAAUCCUCCACCUUCAACAACCUCUCCUCCACCUUCAAGAACCUCUCCUCCACCUCCAGCAACCUCUCCUCCACUGACCAAUCCACCACCUUCAACAACCUCUCCUCCACCGACCAGGUCUCCACCUCCAUCAUCACCUAAUCCCCCGUCUAGGUCACCCCCACCACCACGUACACCUUCCACUAGAUCCCCACCCUCACUCUCACCCCCACCACCAACUACUUCACCUCCGUUGCCAUCUUCUACUCCACCACCAAGGUCACCUCCACCAUCAUCUUCCAGUCAACCACCACCAGAAUCCUCAUCCCCACCACCAACAACUACACGUCCACCACCACGUACUCCCCCAUCCUCUGAACCUCCUACAAAUUCACCACCACCACCACCAGUAACAACCACCCCCCGUCCUGCCACCCCCUCACCACCACCACUAAACACACCCUCCCCUCCUCCUUCACCACCAUCACCUUCAACAAUCCUCCCCUCCCCUCCAGGAACCCCAAGCAACAACGAUUCAAGUCCCAACACCCCAUCCAACAAUGGAGGCAUUAGCACCGGGGGUAUAAUUGGUAUUUCAGCAGUUCUAGCCCUUGUCCUCCUCACAGUCAUCAUAACAGUCUCAUGCUGUAUUAUCAAACGAAAGAAAAAAAUUUCCACACGCAAUGAACUCUACAAUCUCCCAACCUCAAUGACCAAUUCACCUAAGUCAGAUUCAGGUCUACUAAAGAUCCACACAUCAGAAAACGGAAACCAAUCUGCAAACCAAUUCAUAUACACUCCACCAGACACAGGUGGAUUAACAAACUCAAGACCAAAGUUGACAUACCAAGAUCUUUUCAAUGCAACAAAUGGAUUUUCAAUUGAGAAUCUUUUAGGGUCAGGUGGAUUUGGUUAUGUAUACAAAGGGUGUUUGGUUGAUGGGACUGAAGUAGCAGUUAAGGAGUUAAAAAUUGGAGGUGGACAAGGGGAACGUGAGUUCACUGCUGAGGUGGAAAUUAUUGGUCGAAUACAUCAUCGUUAUUUAGUCUCACUUGUUGGAUAUUGUGUCUCUGAAAACAACAGAUUGCUUGUUUACGAAUAUGUCCCUAACAACACACUUUACUUCCAUCUUCAUGGGUCAGAGGUGGUUUUGGAUUGGUCAACUCGUGUGAAGGUUGCAUCUGGUGCAGCAAGGGGUAUUGCUUACCUGCAUGAAGAUUGUCAUCCACGAAUUAUUCAUCGAGACAUCAAAUCAUCAAAUAUUCUACUAGAUAAAAACUUCGAAGCUAGGGUUUCUGAUUUUGGGCUAGCGAAAUUAGCUGCAGAUUUAGGUACUCAUAUAACAACACGCGUUAUGGGAACUUUUGGAUACAUGGCGCCAGAAUACGCAUCAAGUGGGAAAUUAACCGAGAAAUCUGACGUGUAUUCUUUCGGGGUUGUUCUCUUGGAGCUAAUCACAGGGCGAAAACCCGUAGAUGCAUCUCAACCUUUAGGAGAUGAAAGUCUCGUUGAAUGGGCUAGACCUUUGCUUAGUCAUGCACUUGAAACCGAAGACUUUGAAGUAUUAGUAGACCCAAAGCUUGGAACAAACUAUGUUGCAAAAGAGAUGUUUCACAUGAUUGAAGCUGCAGCUGCAUGUGUACGACACUCUGCUGCAAAAAGACCUCGCAUGGGACAAAUAGUGAGAGCAUUCGAGAGCAUGGAGACUGAAGAUCUAAGCAACGGAAUGCGAGUUGGAGAAAGUGAAAUAUUUAACUCUGCACAACAAUCCGCAGAGAUAAGACUUUUUAACAGAAUGGCAUUUGGAAGUCAAAAUUACAGCACAGAUUUUUUUACUCAAGGUAGUGUUGGCCCUAAUGGUAGUAACGAAAGGUAAAAAGUAAAAACUGAGACUUUUUUUUAUACUUUUCAAUUUUCACCAGCCAUGGUUAGGGUUCUGUAUGUAGGCUCCAUAGUCAGAUAGUGUAUAGUAUGCUUAUUUAUUUCUUUUUAAAGCUGCACAUUCUUGAGUCCUGUAAGUAAACAUGUGUAGGGUUACUUUACCCUGAUCCCAUUCUUUUGGUUAAUUUAUUAUAAGUGCAGUUUUUUUUUUAA
This is a messenger RNA of Lactuca sativa (garden lettuce), 3092 nucleotides long. Its product is annotated as proline-rich receptor-like protein kinase PERK10. NCBI's taxonomy places the organism in Eukaryota, Viridiplantae, Streptophyta, Magnoliopsida, Asterales, Asteraceae. The record is from RefSeq and is a predicted model, not a curated record. Gene Ontology annotation, biological process: protein phosphorylation. Gene Ontology annotation, molecular function: ATP binding; protein kinase activity.